This is a messenger RNA of Mytilinidion resinicola, 1565 nucleotides long. RefSeq lists its product as uncharacterized. The coding region runs from base 296 to 1111 and encodes 271 amino acids. The transcript has 3 exons. The record is from RefSeq and is a predicted model, not a curated record. NCBI's taxonomy places the organism in Eukaryota, Fungi, Ascomycota, Dothideomycetes, Mytilinidiales, Mytilinidiaceae.
AGAUGCGGCCCGAAGAGUCUAAUUCAAGCAAUCUAAUUGUGACGUCGCAUCCUCCAGGAGUCCUUCAACUCACUUCCAUGCCCACUCACCAGUGGCAAGAGAUGGAAGGCGAAGCUUAACCUGCCAUUACCGUCUUGUCUUCGUUGAGUCUCAUAGCUGUUUCAAGUGUGAAAUACUCCCCUAUCGGUUUAAUCGGCAUGGAGCGCCUCGCCAACCCACUGAAGCGGAAAUCGCUGUCGGAGACGCCCGAAAGUUCCUCGAAGCAUCAUUUUACCCUCAAGUUGAUCUGAAGGACAUGAAGAAGGUGAAAAUUGAGGCUGUUGAGGCCAGAAUUGAGGAGGCAAUCAAGCCAUCACGCAACUCUGAAGGCGCCUUGAAGCGCGACUCAUCUACUCAGACCGAUCUGAUUUUGAUGGAGAAGAUCAAGGCCGGACCAGUGGAGAUAGCGGACGAUAACAAGUCUAAGGACAUUAAGAUCGAGGAAGUCGAUGCAGAACCGGCCAAGCCCGAGAAGAUGAUUGAGGUGGUAGUGGGUCGAUAUCCUGAAAGACGCUGGUAUCUUCCUAAGAACCUACUGGGGCAGCAUUCGAGCUUCUUCAAUGCAGACAAAGUCUACCUUCCUAAGGAGUACCCCACUUGCUUUGAAGCCUUUGUGCGAUUCAUGAAUACUGGCCUCUGCUAUGAAGAAUGCGACCUGGAGUUCAAUUAUGAGUCUUCAGGGACCGUCGACAGUUACAAAGCUGCGAUACUUUGGUGUCUAGGAGAAAGAAUUCUCGGACCAAGAUUUCAGGAUCACGCUAUGAGCCAUAUUUUGCAAGAGGUGGAAUUCACUAAAAGCGUCUACCUCCCCAUGGUUACAUUAGCCUUCAGGGAGGCUCUACCAAGAUCGGAGUUCCGGAAGUUGUGCAUCGAUGCAGUCUCAAAGUAUGGAACCUGUCGCCAACAUCGGCGAGGCAAGUGGGUGACGGAGAAGGAGAAGUGGGAUGAUCUCAUCGAGAAAUACGAUGACUUCUCGAAAGAACUGGCCAGGACGCAACUACCAUCAGAAAAACGAGAUGUACUGCUGACCGUCAGAGAGGACUACUAUGAGAUAGUCCUGAAACAGUGUUAACUCUAUGUCAACUCUCUUCUAGCAGCGAUUGAAGGGGUUGAAGCUGGCGAUCCAGGCAAAGUCACAAGGCUGUAGUCUGAGGGCUUCAGGGUCUGGCUGUUUCUUAUUUCGUGCUACGGCGGCCGAUGGAUGUUCACCAAUACUUGUUUGCUAACUGAUGUUUUCUUUUCGAAGAGUUCCUCAUACUGUGUUUCCAAUUAUGCUCUUCAGCCCAGAAUUCUUUUCGAACUACUGUUUCACAAGACAGUGUCUUCUACUCAAGCAUUCCAGCACUCUUUCUGCUAUUUUCUUUCACUGUCAAGACUCGGCACAGGAACUGGAGCUUCGGCAAUGGAGCAUCAGGCAUAUGUCACGGUUCGGUUAUGGGAAACAACAGCAUCCUGAUUUCAAUUAGCAUAUGAUGCCCUUGCCUUUCCUCUAGGGGAGUACGUAGCACUCAAUAAUGAUACCUACC